This is a messenger RNA of Balaenoptera acutorostrata (minke whale), 2450 nucleotides long. RefSeq names its product coiled-coil domain containing 112 (gene CCDC112). Lineage: Eukaryota; Metazoa; Chordata; Mammalia; Artiodactyla; Balaenopteridae. The transcript is spliced from 10 exons. Bases 174 to 1751 code for a protein of 525 amino acids. The record is from RefSeq and is a predicted model, not a curated record.
UCCGCCCUGCACUCCCGCCCCGCCCUGCGCUCUGGCCCCGUCCCACAUCUCGGCAGCGCUCUCCCGCCCGGGGGAGCCCUGCCGCCCCAGCGGAGCCAGGCUCUCCCCACGCCCGAACCCCUCCACCCAAGGCCUGGGGGGCCGCAGCGCACCGAGCGGCUCGGCGUGGAAAGAUGGCCGCCCUGACGACGGUCGUGGUGGCGGCGGCGGCCACAGCUGUAGCGGGGGCUGUGGCGGGGGCGGGCGCGGCCACCGGGACCCGCGUGGGAGCAACGCCUGUGCCGCAACAGAAUGAUGGCUGUUUUGGUACUUCAGGUGGAAUUCGUCCUUUUCAGCUUCAAAACUGGAAGCAGAAAGUUAGUCGGACUAAGAAAGCAGAAUUCAUACGUACAGCAGAAAAAUUUAAAAAUCAAGUUAUUAACAUAGAAAAAGAUAAACACAAUCAUUUCUACAACCAAAAAAGUGACUUCAGAAUUGAACAUAGUAUGCUGGAAGAAUUGGAAAAUAAAUUGAUUCACAGCCGGAAAACAGACAGAGUAAAAAUCCAGCAACAAUUGGCCAAAAUUCACAACAAUGUAAAGAAACUUCAGCAUCAGUUAAAAGAUGUGAAGCCUACACCUGACUUUGUUGAAAAGCUCAGAGAAAUGAUGGAAGAAAUUGAAAAUGCAAUUAACACUUUUAAGGAAGAGCGGAGGUUGAUCUAUGAAGAGCUUAUUAAAGAAGAGAAAACAACUAAUAAUGAGUUGUGUGCCAUAUCAAGAAAAAUUGACACGUGGGCUUUGGAUAAUUCAGAAACAGAGAAAACUUUCAGACCAAUGUCGAGCAAAGUUCCUGUGGACAAAGUAACACCAAGCACUCUUCCAGAAGAAGUGGUAGAGUUUGAAAAAUUCCUUCAGCAAGCAGGAGGGCGACAAGGGGGCUGGGAUGAUUAUGAUCACCAGAACUUUGUAAAGGUGAGAAACAAGCAUAAAGGGAAGCCAGCAUUUAUGGGAGAAGUUCUUGAACACCUUCCUGGAAGAACACAGGAUGAAGUUCGACAGCAUGAGAAAUGGUAUCAAAAAUUUCUGGCCCUAGAAGAAAGGAAAAAAGAGUCUAUUCAGAAUUGGAAAACCAAAAAGCAGCAAAAAAAGGAGGAAAUUUUCAAGUUAAAGGAAAAAGCGGAGAACAUACCAAUGCUUUUUCAUAAUAAACAGGAAGAUAAUCAAAAGCAAAAAGAAGAACAAAGAAAGAAGCAGAAAUUGGCAGUUGAAGCUUGGAAAAAACAGAAAAGUAUAGAAAUGUCAAUGAAAUAUGCUUCCCAGUUAAAAGAAGAGGAAGAGAAGGAGAAAAAGCAGCAGAAAGAACGUCAACGCCAAUGUAAACUAAAAUUGCUGCUAGAAACUUAUACCCAGCAGAAGAAAGAACAGGAAGAAUUUUUGAGACUUGAAAAGGAGAUUAGGGAAAAGACAGAAAAGGCAGAAAAAAGAAAAACCACUGCUGAUGAAAUUUCCAGGUUUCAAGAAAGAGAUUUACAUAAACUUGAAUUGAAAAUUCUAGAUAGACAAUCAAAGGAAGAUGAAAAGGCAGAAAAACAAAGAAAACUGGCAAAAUUAAAAGAAAAGGUUGAAAACAACAUUAGUAGAGAUCCCUCUAGACUUUACAAACCUACCAAAGGUUGGGAAGAACGGACCAAAAAGAUAGGACCAACAGGCUCUGGGCCACUUCUACAUAUCCCACAUAGGGCUAUUCCAACCUGGAGACAAGGAGUUUAGAAAAGAAUACGGGAUAAUGAAAUUGGCAUUCAGUUGAUGAGCAUGUUAGCAUAUUCCGUUACAGGAGAGAGUGACUGUGUUCUUGAAAUAUUACUAGCCUAGUCAGAUUGAUUAUUGUGUUGCAUGUGAAUUGGCAGGUAGUAAGUUCCAUGAGGCAUUGUCAUUAGUAUUUCCUGUUUAUACUAAGAGGGUAAUUAAUGUGUAAGUUGGCCUAUUAUUGAUGUAAAAGUUCCUUGAAUAAGUCUAUGUUAGAAACAGUAUUUCAUUUAAAUACCUAGAACAUUUGAAAGAUACUUUGUUUUUGUCACAUCAUAGCAAAAUAAAUUGAGACAAUCAUAGAGUAACAUUUUUAAACCAAAAUUGUAAGAUUUAUAACUUGGAGCUAAAUUAGCUUGAGUAACAAAAAUGUAAAGUUUUUUUUUUUUUGAGUUAUGAAAUAAGUUGGUACUUUUUCUAAGUUUAACAAAUUGGUAAUUUGUCAGUUACUACAUUUUUGUGUACCAAAUAUUUUGUAUUUGUUUGAAGCAUGCUUUGUUUUAUAUAGAGAAUAUUUAUUUUAAAAAUAUGCCUCUCAUCUCACAUAUACCCUAUUAUUUGUAUUAUUGAUAUUUAAUCUUUUUGGUUUCCUUUAGCUAUUCCAAAUCUCCUUUCAGCCUUUCUGGACUCCACACAUUUAUAAAAUCUUGUGUCUUUCACAUC